This is a messenger RNA of Monoraphidium neglectum, 1998 nucleotides long. RefSeq lists its product as hypothetical. Gene Ontology annotation, molecular function: ATP hydrolysis activity; ABC-type transporter activity; ATP binding. The record is from RefSeq and is a predicted model, not a curated record. NCBI's taxonomy places the organism in Eukaryota, Viridiplantae, Chlorophyta, Chlorophyceae, Sphaeropleales, Selenastraceae. Bases 1 to 1998 code for a protein of 665 amino acids. Gene Ontology annotation, cellular component: membrane. The transcript has 10 exons.
AUGCAGGCGCUCCUGGGCCCCAGCGGCGCGGGCAAGUCCACGCUGCUCGAGGUCCUGUCCCUCAGACGCCGCCCUGCCGCCGGCCGUGUCUCGGCGCCGCGCAGCCGGCGCGCCGUGGCGUUUGUCCCGCAGGACGGGGCGUUCCCCCCAACCCUGUCGGUGCUGGAGGUGGUGCGGUUUCACGAGGCCCUGCUGCCGCCGCACGCAGCCGUGCGCAACGCUGCCUUGAACGGGGCGGCCGGGGCGGCGGCGGGGGUGGCGGCAGCGGGGCGGCCACGGGCGGAGGCGGUGCUGCGAGUGAUGGGGCUGGGGGCGGCGGCGGACACACUGGGGGUGUAUGAUAUCCGCCUGUCCCUGGUUUCGUCCGUGCAGGUGGGCGGCGUGCUGCCCGGCGGCCUCGCCCUUCGCGGCCUCAGCGGCGGCGAGCGCAAGCGGCUGGCGAUCGCGUGCGGCGUGCUGGGGCGCCCCAGGGUGCUGCUGCUUGAUGAGCCCACCAGCGGCCUGGACAGCUGUGCGGCGCGCUCUGUCAUGGCUCACGUGCGGGGGAUGACGCGGCAGGACGGCCAGGCGGUGGUGGCGUCCAUCCACCAGCCUGCGGCGGUGCUGUGGGGGAUGUUUGAUGCGGUGACCCUGCUGGCGGACGGUUACCUGCUGUUCAACGGCCCCGCCCCCGGCCUGGCGCCCUGGCUAGGAGAGUCCCUUGGCCGCACCUACGAUCCCGCAGUCCACGGACUGCCCUCAGACUGGGCGCUUGGGCUGGCGUCGGCUUUUGGGCUGGGAGCAGUAUCAGAGGACAGCGGAUGCGAGGGCGGCCGCGCCGGCGAGGCGGCUUCUGCAGAGGAGCUGGCAGCAGUCGCCGACAGUUUCAAACUGCGACAGGAGGAGCUGCGUCGCCGCCAGCUGGCGCUGCUCGAGGCCGCAUCAGGCAGCGACGACGGCAGCAGCGGCAGCGGCAGCAGCGCCCCGACCGCAGCCGCCGCGGCCAAGCCUCCGCCGCGCCGCGGCUUCUGGUCGCAGCUGUCGACCCUAGCGCACAGGGAGCUGCUGCUCGUCACCCGCAACCCCGCCGACGUCGCCGGCCGCACGCUCACGUUUGUGUGGGUGGCUGCCCUUGUGGGUUUCUGCUUCCAGGGCAUCCCCGACACGGCCUCCGGCCUGCGGGCGCGCCUCAACAUCCUCUUCAGCUCGCUGUGCUUCCUGCUGCUGAUGCCGUUCCUGUCGACCUCGCUGCUGGCUGGUGGCAAGGAGGCGUUUGUGCGCGACGCGGGGGCGCGGCUGUACUCGCCGGCGGCCUACUACCUCGCGAAGGUGGCAGCGACCCUGCCCUUCGGCGUGCUGUCGUCCGCCUGCUUCCACUUGGUGGCCUACGGGCUCACAGGGCUCAGGGGCGGCGCCUGGGCGGCGGCGCAGAGCUGCACGCUGGGCGUGCUGGCCUACCUAAUUGGGGCGCAGAUGCUGCACCUGGCUGUGCUGCUGACGCCCCACCAGGACUCAGCCUUUAUGCUAGCCAUCGGAUGGACCUCCCUUCAGAUGAUCUUCUCAGGGUUCUUCGUCGUCUUUGGGGAGCUGCGGUACAGCUGGCUGGCCCAGGUGCGCGCGCGUGCCGCACUCGCCGGCGUCGCGGCCCACUGCCCCUGCCCCGAGCGACAGCUGCGCCACGUCAGCGCGAUGUACUUUGCCCUGGAGGGCACGGCGGUGGUGGAGUUUGCGGGCAGGGACUUUGCGUGCGACGCCAGCGGCCUCGCGCCAGGCGCAGCCGCGCUGCUCUCAGGCCUGGUGGUGAACGCCGCCGGCGCGCCCGCCCUGCCGCCCGCGGCGCUGCUGGCCGGCGCAAUGCAGGGCGGCGGCGGCGGCUGCGGCGUGCGGGCGGACGCCGUGCUGCGGUACUACGGGUUUGACCGCAGCUUUGGGGGGUCUGUCGGCGCCCUAGCGGCGUACCUGGGAGUGCAGCACCUGCUAAGCUAUGCUGCUGUGGUGGUGCUCGCGCGGCGGCGCUAG